UUGCUUAACAUUCAUCUUUGAGUUUAUGCACCUUGCAGGCAAAGUUUCAUGGGAACUGCUUGCCUCGCGAUCUCUGUAGUAGCGGCAGGAGGAGUGGAAGAGAAGAAAGGACGUACACGUUUGUCUCACCUCUCCACUACUUUGGUGAAGGUGGAAGAAGCGGACGGACGCGAUAAUAAUGCAGACAACUGUUCGUUAACCUGCACGGACAGUUAGAAUGGUUCAGCUUUGUCGAGGAGCCGGAGGAGCAUUACAUGUGUUGCCCUGCGUAAGGAGCCAGUGUGAAAGAGGAGAACACAUUUCUAUUGCGCUUUAUAGUUCAACGCAUUUGUAGAAUCGCGCAUCGGUCAAGUCAUGUCUUUUGAAUUCCGAAUACUGAUGUUUGGAAUCGGGACAGCGCUGGUUAUAUUUGUUAUCAUAGCUGAUAUAUCGGAAGUGGAGGAAGAAAUCGCGAACAUUGAGGAUUCACAGAAAUUCCACUUAAAAAGUGUCGCCCUUCAGUCCAACAGAAGUUCAGAUCUGAAUGCUGCCCCUACUUCUCUAGUCGCAUAUAGAAAGAGCAAAGUCUCCUCUCUAACUUCACUGCCUGACAUAAAGCGCAAAACCAGCAAUUCAUCCUCAUCUGAAUGGACUUUCAACAGAACCUUGUCUAACCUCAUCAGGAAAAACAUUUUGAAAUUCCUGGAUGCUGAGAGGGACAUCUCAAUUCUGAAGAGCACCUUUAAACCUGGUGAUGUAAUUCAUUAUAUAUUUGACCGUCAGAGCACCACAAACAUCUCAGAGAAUCUGUACCACCUUUUGCCAACUGUGUCGCCCAUGAAGAAUCAGCAUUACAGACAGUGCGCUAUCGUAGGGAACUCUGGGAUACUACUGAACAGCAGCUGCGGCAGAGAGAUUGACUCACACGACUUUGUGAUUAGGUGUAACUUGGCUCCAGUGGAGGAGUAUGCUGCUGACGUGGGCCUGCGCACCAGCCUGGUGACUAUGAACCCUUCAGUGGUGCAGCGUGCCUUUCAGGACCUGAAUAGCGAGGAGUGGGUGCAUCGUUUCGUCCAGCGGCUGCAGAGCCUCAGUGGCAGUGUGCUGUGGAUUCCUGCCUUCAUGGCUAAAGGAGGAGAGGAGCGAGUGGAGUGGGCCAUCCGUCUCAUUCUCCUGCAUACGGUGAACGUCCGCACCGCCUUCCCCUCCCUGCGUCUACUCCAUGCUGUCAGAGGUUACUGGCUGACCAACCAUGUCCAGAUCAAACGUCCCACCACCGGACUCCUGAUGUACACCAUGGCUACUCGUUUUUGUGAUGAGAUCCACCUGUAUGGCUUUUGGCCCUUCGCUCACGACCCUGAAGGCAAACCGGUCAAGUAUCACUACUAUGAUGCACUAACUUACCACUACACAUCUAGUGCCAGUCCACACACAAUGCCUCUGGAGUUCAGGACCUUAAGUGCUCUUCACAGACAGGGGGCGCUGCGGCUGCACACGGGACCAUGCAAACCUCCUACAUGAGUUCUUUUAACACUGGACCUUAAACGCACACAGAGAAGGAAAUGCUGUGAAAAUGUCUGGACAACCUGAAUAUUUCAGGUAAAUCUCUGACCAUAUGUGAGAACACA
Danio aesculapii is the source of this 1607-nucleotide messenger RNA. It is a transcript of the gene st8sia2, whose product is annotated as ST8 alpha-N-acetyl-neuraminide alpha-2,8-sialyltransferase 2. The record is from RefSeq and is a predicted model, not a curated record. Gene Ontology annotation, biological process: N-glycan processing; oligosaccharide metabolic process. The transcript has 6 exons. Gene Ontology annotation, molecular function: alpha-N-acetylneuraminate alpha-2,8-sialyltransferase activity. Bases 355 to 1500 code for a protein of 381 amino acids. Lineage: Eukaryota; Metazoa; Chordata; Actinopteri; Cypriniformes; Danionidae.